Molecule: messenger RNA, 1875 nt
Organism: Daldinia caldariorum
Lineage: Eukaryota; Fungi; Ascomycota; Sordariomycetes; Xylariales; Hypoxylaceae
Product: carbohydrate-binding module family 35 protein
Exons: 4
Coding region: 94-1725 (543 amino acids)
Biological process (GO): carbohydrate metabolic process
Molecular function (GO): hydrolase activity, hydrolyzing O-glycosyl compounds
Source: RefSeq, a predicted model, not a curated record
CUCAGGAGUGUUGCCGCAAGAUGUUGAUUUUGGAAGUCACUCGGACAGACUGUCUUAGCAUGUACAGCAAGAUUGGGGCAGAUUAUUGACACGAUGAAGAGUUUCGCUACUUUCGCAGUCCUCCUGAGGGCUUCUGUUGAAGCUGCUCUGUAUAAGUCAAAGACACCGCCGAUGGGAUGGAAUAGUUAUAACUAUUAUAACUGUUACCCUAACGAGGACAUCAUAAAGUCCAACGCUAAAGGGGUCGUAGACUUAGGCUUGGCUGAUCUAGGCUACAAAUACGUCACAACCGACUGUGGAUGGAUGACAAGAGACAGGGACUCGGAAGGCCGCCUGCAAUGGAAUAUUGAACUCUUCCCAUCUGGAGGAAAGGCUUUGGGAGAUUAUAUCCACAGUCUGAAUCUGAAAUUCGGUCUGUAUUCCGGUGCUGGAUAUUACCAAUGCGGCUCGACAGACCUUCCAGCUUCUCUUGGGUUCGAAGAGAUCGAUGCGGCAUCAUUUGCUGAGUGGGGAGGCGAUUCUCUAAAAUACGACAAUUGCUAUUCCUCCUCGAGAGAUAAAAUGGUUGAUUAUGUGUCACCUAUAUCCACGUCACCUGACCGUUACAAGAAGAUGGCCGCGGUUUUGGAUGGAGUAGAUCGAGACAUCGCCUAUUUCAUAUGUCAAUGGGGAGUCGGCGUGGACCUAGGCAAGUGGGCUUCGCCUAUAGGAAACACCUAUAGGAUCAGCAAUGACAUCUAUAACUCGUGGAGAAGCGUAUGGAGGAUUACAAACCAGGCCGUGCCGUUUUAUAAAUCGACUUCGGUUGGUGCCUAUCCUGAUAUGGAUAUGCUCAUUGUUGGACUUAACGCCCUGUCCCUUGAAGAAGAGAAAUUUCACUUUAGUAUGUGGGCGAUUAAUAAGUCACCGCUUAAUAUCGGGGCGCCGACGGACCCGAGGCUCACACCUGCAGCCUCUCUUGACGUGCUUCGCAACGAGGAGGUCAUAGCUAUCAACCAAGAUUCGUUAGGCAAACAAGCGCGACUCAUCCGUCGGUAUACUGAAGAAGAGUGGGACAUUUGGGCUGGUGAGCUCUCAGGAUCAAGAAUUGUUCUCGGUAUCGCAAAUUGGAAGAAUAAUUCUCAGACGGUAGAAUUCGACCUUUCGGCAGUGAACGUGUCGGAGGCACAGGCUCGCGAUGUCUGGGCGGGGAAAGACAUUGGUGCCAUCUCAGGGGUCCAGAAACUUGAGCUUGCCGGCCAUGAGAUGAGAUUGCUAAUUCUGAGCAACAUCGUUGCACCAACCUCUUCACCUACAUCGAAGGGUUACUACUCGGUAGAAAAUGCCACGCUCUCAGGUGACGCGAAGAAAGUCUCAUGCGGCGAAAGUGAAUGCGCGCCUGCAGGAAGCAAGAUCAGCAUUGCUGUCCAAGGAACGAAGGCAACUUUCGGCUCGGUAACUACGAACUCAGAGGGAAAGAAACUAGUUGGCGUUGAUUUCAUUAACUACGAGCUCGCCUUGGAUACUGCCUGGGACUGGGGCUCUAAUACUCGAAACAUGACGAUUGCGGUUAAUGGCGGUGCGCCGAAGAGAUGGGCGUUUCCUAUCUCUGGAGGAGACUGGUCUGAGUCUGAUAGAUUGCUUAUUGAAGUUGACGGGUUUGUAGCUGGCAAGAACAAGCUUGUAUUUGCUACGAGUGGAAAUUCUCCAGCUCCGGACCUUGUCGGCUUCGAAGUGUUUGAAUAAUCGGCACCUACUAGGUACCUAAACACUGACCAGGUGAAUUCAAAAGCUUAGUAUCGAAUGUGGUAAUGUUCCUGCAUUUUGACAAGGCGGUUAUGGCUUCUAUUGGACCGUUUGUAGAGGGAUCGAUUUCAUAGGUUGAAAGCUCGACGU